GGGCUCACUGUCAAUCAAAUUAGGACGUGGAACCGUCACAUCCAUACUUGACAGUAUACAAAUACAGUAAGAGUCAGAGAUACUUUGGGACUUUACAAUGAAGAGCCGGAUUAUCGCCAUUUUGGCUCGAGCUUUUACGCUGGUAUCGCUAUCGAUCCCGAAUUCCCGAUGUUUCACGCCUGCGUCAAAUCGGGUAUCUUGCCUAGUUUCCGCGCGGCCUGUCGAACUCUAUCAAUAUUCUACUACUGCUCUACAAAUGGAAGAGAAAAAGUCGACGAAAACCCUGUCUUCUCCUCUUGAUCGGCCCGCACUUGCUGUGGUAGACUCGCUAGCGAUUUUGGGGUUUGCCGCUGUGGGCAAAGCAUCCCACGCGCCGGACGGAUCAUGGGACAUCGGGGCCGUCACUCUUACGGCGUUCCCCUUUUGGGCCGCUUGGCUAGCUACCAGCCCGCUAACCGGCGUAUAUUCUAUAAACGCAGUAACACAGGCCGACGGCAACUUAGUUCAAGCAGAGCUUGUGACCACAGGAAAAGGAUGGAUUGUUGCAGUGCCUUUGGGUAUUGCGCUGCGGGGCAUGAUUAAGGGAUACGUUCCGCCUCUUUCUUUUAUUGUGGUAACCAUGAUCGCGACUUUCGUGAUACUUGGAGGAGCUCGUAUCUUGUUUGCGUUUGCGGAAGACUUCUUUGUCGAGUUGGUGGAUUAGGUGUAGCGUAGAGGACUAGCUGAAGAAAUGUCUAGCAAGCCGUUUCAACGAAGAGGUAAACUGGGAGAAACGUGAGUGUUUACACUGGUACUGUAGUGUUUCAAGAACAAUCAGCUUGAAAACCGGCAUCUCCACGCACGAAACUCACUUUCAGUGUGU
Molecule: messenger RNA, 862 nt
Organism: Phaeodactylum tricornutum CCAP 1055/1
Lineage: Eukaryota; Bacillariophyta; Bacillariophyceae; Surirellales; Neidiaceae
Exons: 1
Coding region: 98-703 (201 amino acids)
Source: RefSeq, a predicted model, not a curated record